Acanthoscelides obtectus is the source of this 3453-nucleotide messenger RNA. Lineage: Eukaryota; Metazoa; Arthropoda; Insecta; Coleoptera; Chrysomelidae. The record is from the annotation of a GenBank genome assembly.
AUUCAGUAUGCCGCUACCUGCCUUUGGCAUCACAAUAAUGUUUAGUAAUGAUUGCUUUACUUCAGCGAUUAUGAUUAUAUAUGUUCAAGCACUGAUGUACCCUGUGGUAGCUACAAUAGUUUUUUAUCCCCCACUUCCUCUGUUUACGUCGAGGCCACUUCGUCCAGAUGAACUGGCUCAAAUGCUACCGCACACAACCCCAAAGACAUGGACAAUGCCCUAUGUACCUUUUCCAACUACAAAAAUGGUACCAAAACAUCAAGAAGAUUUCUCAAGAGGAAUUCUUCCUAAUACACCCCCUCUAUACACCUCGAGACCUCUACGUUCUGAGGAAUUAGCACAGAUGGUCUCAUAUACUACUCCCAAAACAUGGGCAAACCUCUUCGAUUCUUUUGCAGGGACCUAUCAAGAACAAAUAAGGAGAAAAUUUACUGGAGGACUGUUCCAUACUUCACCCCCUUUGUAUACCUCGAGACCGUUACGUCGAGAAGAGUUGAUUCAAAUGGUGGAACACAAGAAAACUGAUACUUGGUCAACUCCUUUUGAAGGUUUAAGGACAACUACCAAGGCUGUGGGAAGAUUUGAAAAAUCGAGCACAGAAUACCCCAGAGAAAUCUUCGAUCAACCCGACGGAGCGACCGAUGAACUGUAUAGUCCAACGUUUUGGAGUUUUGGUACUUUCAUGGCCAAUAAUAAUACUUCAGCGAUUCCGCAUCCCACAAAGCAAGAAUACUCUUUCCAAUCUGCUACAAAUUACGAAAACCAGCACAAACUAACAGAAUCUGAAACCUAUUUUGGCGGAGAUCACACAUUAGAAACAAUUUCGGCGAUUCAAAAAUACCCAAACACCAUUCCACAGGAGGGAUAUACUGACAAUCUUGUCCCAUCGCAAUUCAACGAUGCAUUUGGCAAAUACUAUACGAGUGGAUCAAAAGUAACUAUCCCAGAAGCACCGAUCUCUCAAUCUGAAAGAGAAGUUAUGAAUCACCCUACUACAACAGACUCUACUUCUCAUAUUGAGAAAGACUAUUUAUUAGGAAAGCACCAACUACUUCCAGACCCAUCAGCAACUAAGCAUGUGGGAAGAAUUGUAAGCCAGUUCAGUACUGUAAAACCUUUCAUCAAAGCUAUAUUCACAAAUCCAACUACCAUUUCACCUGCCACUACUUUUGGGUUACCUAUAUCUAAUGGUUCCAGUUCUAAAUAUGAACAUAAGCGUCCUAAUAUAUCUACAGAAUUUGAUAUAUUUAAAAGUGAAGACCACACAUCUAGAACCACUAUUACAGUCGGAGCAUCUCUAAUAAGUCACUUUGCUACUUCACAGCAUGAAACUUCUGAAAAGGAUCAAGAAAGUAAAACAGAUAUACCUAAACCAAUAACUUCUUCAUCCAAAUAUUAUGAUGAAUUUUCGGAGCAGCUGACUCCAAUAAAACAUGCUACGAAUGCCGAGAUAGGUGACACGUUUGAAAUAAAACUAGUAACUUCAGAAUCGUCAACUUCUAAGUCACAUGAAGCAUUUGCCAACCAACCCACUCCACAUUCUGAGACUUUUGUUCAUAAUCAUUAUUCAGCAAAGGGGCCUAUUUCAGAAAGCUUCACUUCAGCGUAUCCAACAAAACUUGUAGAACACAUUCCACAAAAAUAUUCUACUCCAAAGCUGCAAAAAGAAUUUGUGGAUCAGGCUAUUAAUCAAAAAGAUAAUACUUCUCUUGAGAAUGAGAAUAGACACUCAACAGAAAUGCCUGUUGGUUCAUCAGAAAUCAAGCUACCAUAUACAAAGUCGUUUACCUUUAUGGCACAAGAAGCAACUACUGAAAUACUUCAAUCCAAAGCCCCCAAUUACAGCAAUAAGGCUGAAGUCACAAAUCAGUUCCAUCCAACAGAACCUGCCAAUAAUAACGAAGCACAUCUCUCAAUGAACCGACCAGCUUCUAAAUUCUACACCAUAAGACCUCAAAUAGAGUACAACUCUCCAAAAUAUACCAACUUAACUGGAAAAGGCUACACAACUACCGUAAGUCCUUUUCUUUUAAAAAUCACAACUCACAGACUGGUGAUGAAACUGCCCUCUUCAAACAUCACAACUUUUUCUCCUCAAAUGGGAUCUAUAAGCCACGCAGAACGCAAAUCCUAUAAAAACGGAACCAAAGUAUUUCCUAAUCAAGAAGCAACAGAGCAUAUGACUUCAAAGCACUUUAGUCAAGAUACCUCAGACAUACCAACUGACUUUUUCACGAAUCAUUCAGAAACUACAACUAUACUGUACGAGUAUGCACAAUCCACGAACCAAACAACUACACAAAAUAAUAUUCUGAUUAAAAAACUCGGCAACAUAACUGGUAGUUUUUGGGGAAAGCCGACACUAGAGUCUAGUGCGGACUACUCACAUUCAUCUGAAUUUGAAGAAGAAGAAAUAAAAACUACAAACCAAACAGCACCUCAUAGUUCUUAUACGGAUGAGCAACAAUCACCAUCUGUCUAUCAAGUGCAACAAACGGGAAAUCUGAAGGAGCAGGUAGAGAAUACAAAUCCGGGUCUUUUCAAAGAAAAUGUCCAACCCAGUAAAUCAGGUCAAAUAAAAAACAGAAAAAAUGGUAACUUCUUGUACAAGUUUGAUAACUUGCAGUUUGCUCAUGUGCAAACCACUACCAGGCCUGCCUCUUCCACAUCUAAUCCAGAGUUCUCUAAUGACUUGUAUUAUUCAGAUACAGAGACUGGUAAUGAAGGAAGUAAACAACAACAACAACAGCAUAUUCAGUAUAGUUCUUAUAAUAUGCCAGAAACAUUCGACAAUCCGUUUGUUUAUCCUCAACCCAUAUCCACAGAAGUUCCAGAAGUUCAAGUCACUCAACCAGAAUCAGCAGUUUCUAAACAAGCAGAGUAUAGAGUUGUACCAGUUCCAAAAAUUGGAUUGACGUUUCAAGAGUCUAAUUCGGAUUAUGGCGUUUAUAAUACCGCUUCCACAACAGCUGCUCCAAAUUACGAAUCAUCAAGCUCCCGUAUUGGAAACUUUCGAUGGUAUGCUGUGCCAGGCAUAUCGUAUACAAAUCAACAAAAUUCGAAUAGUGGCAUUCCAUUGUUGGUGCAACAAAAUACAUACAAUUCAGAGUCAGAUUCUAGUUCAGAAUACUCUUGGAAAUUAUCUGGUCUGAAUGACAAACCCAACAAUUUCAAUACUAAUGAAGGAAACCUUGAGGUAUCUUCUACUAAAAACGAGCUUAAAUUUAUCUACCGUCACAAUAUGCAUGAUGAUCUGGCAUCAAAACGGGGUUCGUCACACAUCGAGACACUGCACAAUCCAGAUGGUGGAAAGACGCACAAAUUGGUUUUCUAUGUCUGAAAAUGAACGGGAUUCUCUUGAAAAGUUUUGAGAGCUUUUGUGCAAGCUAAACUGACAACUCUUUUUAUUAACAACUUAUUUGUUGUAAUACCAACUCUAUGUCUCUAGCUGCU